AUGAUUGGUUUACAGUUCGAACCGCCAAAGCAGUCAUUUGUGGCUGUUUUGCAACUUCACAUAGAUAAAUAUAGAUGCGAAUCAGUAAAAUCGGAUGGCUUCUAUUCUGCGUACGGAAUGCUAUGUGGAGUGAAGGUAUGUAGCACCCCUGUGAUCAUGGCGACGUUGAGUAAAGGUUCAGUGUCAUCUGUAAUUUUUGACUGCUCCUUCCUUCUUCCCUUGGUGCCGCCCGAAAAUGGAACUUUACAGUUCUCAAUACUAUCUCAUUCGGGUGGAGGGAAGAAGAAUAGACCGCUCGGUGUUUCGGCACUGUUUCCUCUACCUGAUUCACGACCACUUACUGACUCGCCAGACUCUGGUUUCUCCUUCCGAGCAGUUCGACAUCGGAUUCGUGUGCUCAACCAAGCUCAAUAUGCGCCUUUGUUAGAGUACUUGAAGCAAGGAACUGUUGAACUAUUUGAGUGGGCAUCUGAUGCCUUAUCAAUUCAACAACGUUCGCUGUUGUGCUGGUCCAUUGUCUCGCUACUUCUACCGAAUCGUGAUGAAUUGCUGCAGUUUAUAAGUCGACUUUUACGACGGGUAUUGGCAACGUGUUCCGCAGAAAAUGUUAUGCGACAAGAUUCCCUUACCACGACGAUGCUAACACAAACGUUGCGUAUAGGUGGUCGAUCACGACUAGAAGAGGCGCUUGAUGCAGUUGGGAUGUCUAAUGUGAAGCUUCUGCAACCGGCGGAUAUGGAUAACGUAAUCGAAAUGCUCGAUAAACUUGUGGCCCCUGAUUCGUUAGUGAACGAUCUACUCGUAACUGUCGCCCGCGUUGCCGCUGAACGAUUUCCUGAUGAACCACAUAUAUUGAGAAGAGUUUUAAGUAACGUAUUCAUUUUGCGCUUCGUCAAUCCGCUAUUAAUAUCUUACAUGAGUGGUAACUUGAUGAACCAGCAGUUGGCAAAGGCUGUGCAGGCAGCGGCUAACGUUGCUGCAGCAGCAUCUCCACGUUUAGAAGAUGUUACGGUUGGAUCUCAGUGUCUACGUGCUCUUUUUGAACGAGUCAGGGCUGCUGCUGCUUCUGCUGAACCAGAGAUACUGUAA
Molecule: messenger RNA, 1089 nt
Organism: Ostertagia ostertagi
Lineage: Eukaryota; Metazoa; Nematoda; Chromadorea; Rhabditida; Trichostrongylidae
Source: the annotation of a GenBank genome assembly